Erpetoichthys calabaricus (reedfish) is the source of this 5072-nucleotide messenger RNA. It is a transcript of the gene bltp3a, whose product is annotated as bridge-like lipid transfer protein family member 3A. The coding region runs from base 685 to 4821 and encodes 1378 amino acids. Lineage: Eukaryota; Metazoa; Chordata; Cladistia; Polypteriformes; Polypteridae. The transcript has 21 exons. The record is from RefSeq and is a predicted model, not a curated record.
GAAAAGCAACGUAGCAAAUUGCUCUGAACCUGUCAAGAGGGAGGUGCCCUGUCCAGUCCAGCUGCUUUAGUCACCCAGUCACGUUGGAAUUCGAGACUGCGGCGCCGUGGCUUUGGUGUAAUCUCCUACAACCUGGCUUUUUUUAAUUUUUUCCUGACAUUUGUAUCUUUAUGUAACCAACACGACGUCUAGUACGAGUUGCGCCUCUCGCGCUCUCUUUGUCUCCCUUUUGUAUUGUUUCCUUUGUCUAUUCAAGCCCGGAUCCAGUUGAGGUUGCGGUUCGUGACAGCAAGCCGAAGUGAUUUGUGCACAAGGAUCACUGUUCGCCUAUGCUGUCCUGCCAAGCAGGCAGCAGGCAGCAGGUGGCGGCGAAGAGUAGUAUUUCGCCAAGGCUCCGGUAGCCUAGUGUCGCGGAGAAACCCGCGCCAUUUUGGCUCUGUCACCCGCGCGCCACCGUGGAAGACAAGAGCCAAGAUGGCGACAGCCGAUGGUGCAGUUUCCUCGGCUGUACACUGUGAAUUGUAGGCAAGCGGGAGUAUGCGUCUGGCAAGCCCAAAAUGAGUGGCGAAGUGCCCAGACCGAGGACACAAAAUGGUUGUUAAAAGCCAGUAAAAGAACAGAUAUUCUCAAGCAAGAGUCGGCAAACGCAGGGCCAAGAGGGACUCCGUCCACUAAUCAAGCAGCAUGGCGGGUAUCAUCAAGAAGCAGAUCCUGAAGCAUUUGUCCAGGUUCACAAAGAACUUGUCUCCAGAUAAAAUCAACUUGAGCACCCUAAAAGGCGAGGGGCAGCUCUCCAAUCUGGAACUGGAUGAGGAAGUCCUACAGAACAUGCUGGAUUUACCUACCUGGUUGGCUGUGACCCGUGUCUAUUGCAACAAGGCUGCGAUCCGGAUACAAUGGACAAAGCUGAAAACCAGCCCUAUUUGUCUGUUUUUAGAUAAAGUAGAAGUGGAGAUGAGAACUUGUGAGGAGCCUCGACCUCCCAAUGGACCAUCGCCCAUUGCCAUUACUGCAGGGCAAAGUGAAUAUGGCUUUGCUGAAAAGGUGGUGGAAGGCAUGUCAGUUGUCAUUAACUCCAUCACCAUUAAAGUCCAGGCCAAAGCUUUCCAUGCAUCUUUUGAGUUGUGGCAGUUGCAUGGGUGCAGCCUAAACCCUAAAUGGCAACAGAGUGACCUGCGCUUGACUCGAAUCACUGACCCUCGACGUGGAGAGGUCCUAACAUUUAAGGAGAUCAACUGGCAAACCUUACGAAUUGAAGCUGAUGCAAUUGAAAGUGAAGAGCACGACCUCGCCAGCACACCUCUAAGGCUGAUCACUAAUCAAGGACGCCUGCGUAUAGCUUUAAAACGCAGGGUAAAGGACUGCAAUGUGGUUGCCUCCAAGCUCAUGUUUAUUCUAGAUGACCUGCUCUGGGUUCUAACAGACUUGCAGCUAAAAGCUAUGAUCAGAUAUGCAAAAUCACUAAGCGAAGCCAUUGAACGCUCAGCUCAGCAGCAAAAGAGCCUGGACCCAGAGAGCCUGCAGGCUCCGCCAACCUCACCAGGUGGUCAGCCCCCCUGGGCCAAGUCAGCCCAACCAGCACAGCCCAGUGGAACCCCUAACAGCAUCAGCCAGUAUUUUGAGCAGCAUGAUGUUAAGGAGACAUCCUACCACAUCCUCAUCUCACGACUUGACCUGCACAUCUGUGAUGACAGCUCAGACCAAGUAUCAGGAGAAUAUCGUCCAAGAUUUUCUGGUGGUGCAAUCCAGCUAACGUUUCGUCAGCUAGGAUUAGAUUACUAUCCUUUCCAUCGACCAGGUGAUGGUUCAAGGCACUGGGAGAGACAUUGCAGUGCCAUGGAAAUUCGAGAGCAGUGGGUAAACAAGAGUCUGCAGAAUUUCAAGUGGAAUGCUGAAGGUCCAACCAGGUACAUGGAUGGUACCCCUUUGGGAGCCAGAGAGUCUCCAAGCAGUCAGCCUUCUCGCUCUCAUGAUGGGGAGUCAACACAAAUGUUCUUUCCGUCUGACUCUAUACCUCCAUGGAAGAGGCUACGGUGCAGUUGUGUGGUACUCCGAGUAGAUGACCUUGACAUCCAUCAGGUGUCCACUGGGGGCCGCCAUAGUAAGAAGACGCGUGCUUUAGUUUCCUGUGACAGGAAGUCUCUGCAGCUCCCAGACAAUGUACCUGCCAUCUAUGUCCAGUUCACAGAAUACUACUUGCCUGAUUACCCUCAGUUUCCAGUACCUCCUUCCAACCUUUAUGCCCAGUUAAAUGGACUCCAACUGUGCAUGGAUUCAAUGAGCAUCCUGUGGAUCAACCUGUUCACUCUUGGGCUUUUGCGUAGCCUGGAUCAGAUUAAGGCAUUCUACAACUUGCAGGAUACUGGGAAAGGAGAGGAUCAUGUUGACAUCCGAUUGGAUGUCUCACAACUCAAGCUGCUGAUCCCCCUGGAGUCAACGUACCUUAAUCACCCAGAUCGACCACUACACCUCUCCAUUCACACAUCUCAGGCAGUGCUUACGAAUACACGCCAUUCUGCUCAUGGUACGCAGGCUGACCUCCAAGGCACAUGCCAUAUUUUUGCCAGAAACCCCUUUUUCCAGCCAAAGGAGAAGCCAGAGUUCCCUCAAGCCAAGGACAACUUUGACCCACUGCCUUCUGCUUUCUUUCGCCAUGCCUUUGAAGGAAACAUGCUGUCUGAUUUGCCAAGUAAUACAAAAUUACUUAGGUCUCAAGAUGUGUGGUCCCUUUCACUCUCGCGGCUGGCAUUGGACUUUGAAGGGGCACGCCGAGGAUUGAAAGGGAAACCUCAGCCUUUUCUGGAGCCUUUUGCUAUGUCAGUUUGGAUAUGCUCUCCAGCUGCCUUUGAAAAUGUACCCUGCCCAAACUCCUUCAUCCCUGCCUCUUCCUGUUCUGCUUACAAAGGCUCCCGACUCCAGUCUUCCACAAGCUAUGAUAAUUAUUUAGAUGCAAGGUUAUUUCCAGAGAAAGUAGGAACUGGCUUCAAGUCAAGAACUGUACACAACCUUGCCAGCAUGGACUCAGUAAGUAGCCCGACUUGUUUAGAGAUGAAUGGAGAGCGAAGUGAGUAUGAGAAGGAAGAACCAAAACAAAAAAACAUGGCCUCCAUGCAUGUAUUGGUGCAAGCUCUGUCACCAAUUAAGAUGAAACUGAAUCAUUAUCAGUAUGUAGCAUUGCUGCGCAUGAAGGAUAGCUUGUCUCGAUUAACUGAAGAGUUAGCUCAGGACACUCAAGGACUCACCAAUAGACAAGCUGACCCUCCCACUGUGUGUGUGGGUGUACUGCUGGAUACUGCAGAUGUCAUUUUAUUCCUCCCUCCCUCCACUAGUGAAGCCGAGGAGGAACGCUCCGUGGCUGGAACAGAAAGUCCCAGCCUGACUGAUUCAGACCUUUCCCCAACAAAAGAACCAACUGGGUCUGUCACCUUGGAGGACAGCGGCAUUAGCACUAUUCGAAUAGCCAAUGAAAAGGUGGAGGAGGCCUGUGAAGCUGUUGAAUCCCUAGAAGAACCUACGUCCUCUUUCCUUCUGAAACCCUCCUUGACCCCUCAGGAUGAAUCCUCCUUUACCUUGGAAGGGGAACUGGCCAGUGCCUUGACGGUGACUCUGGACCUGACCAAGGAGGCAGUGUCGGUUACCAAGGAAGCCUUCAGCAUCCUGAGCAAAGACAAGAUGACUGCCACCAUGCACAAGAUGCUCUUCCAGCCUUACACUAGAGAGCAGACCACUCGAGUGGAUGAGAGCCCAGCAACUCCAGGGAAGUCCCGUGUUCUAACCAUGAAGCAUUCCCCCUCUCAACACUCCUUUGAAAGCACCUCACUGGAUGGUAGCCUUCCUGAUGAGCAUCUCUCUGUUGACAGUGACAACAGUGAUAGUUUUGUCAUCCUAAUGGAUUCAGAAUCUGGACUGGAUUCCAUGCCCCCAUUGGACAGCACCUCUUCUCUGCAAGCAGACACCUUGAGUCGUGCAAGUCCAGCCCUGGGGACUGAAGGAGGCUCCCAGCCAGAUUUGAGCAGCACUCCAUCACAGAGUACAGAGGACAUGAGUCAGGAAAUGGUAUCAGUCCUGUUGCUCCAACUCAGAAAUGUGAGCUGUGCUGUGGACAUUAAAGGGGAUGACCUGUCCCUGGCAUUAGAGGCCCAGGACGUGAUCCCUGAGCAGCUGGGUAACAUGAAAGUACAGCAGCUCCUGAGCGGAGAGACACUUGGUUUAGUGUCCCCUCAGAGGCCAGUAUCUGCUGCUCCCAGUCACCCUUCCAUGCUAACUCUCCGUUUUGAGGUUGGGCCUGCAGCAGUGCGUCACUCCCCACUAGCGGAAAGCAAUGGUUUUCUACAUGUGAAGCUGAGGGAAUGUACUACAGAGCUGCUGACUUCCACCCUGAAUAACUUGGGCCCUUUCCUGGAGGAUGAGUUGGUUGCUGAUGUUCUUCCAAUGAGGAUAGACCUGGUAGAUGCAUCUGUAACACUCAAGGAUGAUGGCCCACGGGUGUAUCCUACUUCCCCUAAACCUAUUCCAGUCACUUUCUGUGUGGAUCAGUUGACCCUGGAACGCUGUGAAGAUGGUGUAUUUUAUCUGAAAGCUCCAGAGGCCCAGAAGCCCAUUCUGACCGAGCCAGAAGUGGAUAUGCUCACAUCCCACUCCCACUGGGCCACUGUACAAAAGCCUGGUGCCUUGACAAGCAUCAGUCCUUCAGAAGCAAAUGUGAGUGAAGCUUUGCGUUUGGAACUAGCCAUUUCCCAAAAGGCUCUGUCCCAAGCUAUAGAGGAUAGAGAAAGGCUUCUCCAGGAGAUAAGAAAAUAUAAUCCUCGAUUUCAUCUUUGACAUCAGUCUCCAGUUCUUGUGCAACUGGAAUAGAAAAAGUUACACGGCAGCAUUUCAAGUGGAGGAGGCUGUGCCCAGAAGUGACUUGCACUUUUGGACAUGCCCAGUAUCCAGGACUGCCAUCUCCUUAUCUGUAAGGUGAAAAAAAUUUCUUGAUGAUCUACCUUCAUACUGCAGACAUCCUUUGAGAAUCAUGUUAGAAGUGAUGGAAAGUGUGAACAGGGUGAACUGCUUAAAAGUGUGUGUGUGUG